UUGCCUUGUCUUCCAACUUUUGUUUCUUUACAGCAAUGAAAUUACAUUGCAUCAUAUAUAAGAACUGAGAGGUCUGGUCCCCAGUCUUCCACCAAUCAAAAUUAACUGACCAGAGUGCUUCUGACCAGCACAUUCACCAGCUAAGAAGUUUCUCCAAGGCUACCAAAAGAUGAAGCCACUGUGUUUGGUCUUUGGCCUCUGGGUUCUUACAGGAUGCUUCCUGUCCAGUGAAUGUCACAGAAGCCCCAGAAGACAUGAUCCUAGAGGACCACCUCCUCCUCCUCCUCCUGGCCCCCCUCCCUAUGGUCCAGGAUUUGGUCAACCACCCCCUCCACCCUUUGGUCCAGGAAUUGGUCGACCGCCCCCUCCUCCUCCCUUCGGUCCAGGAAUUGGUCAACCGCCCCCUCCUCCUCCCUUUGGUCCAGGAAUUGGUCGACCACCCCCUCCUCCUCCCUUUGGUCCAGGAAUUGGUCGACCUCCCCCUCCUCCUCCCUUUUUUCCUCCUUAUAUUCUGGUUUCUCCACACCCUAGACCUCCAAGCAAUUCUACUCAACCUCCUCCCACAGUACAAGCAAGUACAAUACCAGCUGCAAAUAUCUCCAUAACCACUGCUACUGCCCCAAAUUCCACUGAUAUUCUUUGGAGGUUGUGGCAAUUAAUAAAUUCUUAUGUGCAGGCAGAAUAA
Molecule: messenger RNA, 685 nt
Organism: Arvicanthis niloticus (Nile rat)
Lineage: Eukaryota; Metazoa; Chordata; Mammalia; Rodentia; Muridae
Gene: Smr3a
Product: submaxillary gland androgen regulated protein 3A
Biological process (GO): regulation of sensory perception of pain
Molecular function (GO): endopeptidase inhibitor activity
Source: RefSeq, a predicted model, not a curated record